UCUAAGGUGGGUAAAUUACUAAAAUUCUUUAAAAUAAUUGAGUCAGUUUAUAUAAAUGGAGUCAGCUAGAGACAUGGUCAGAGGUUCAAUGGAGAAACAGGCCAUGAGAAGGACAGGCAUCCACCGACUCGAAGCAUCUGAAAGCGAUAUAUAUCCAGACGUGCUCUUCAUUUUCUUCCUCUUUCUAGCUACAAUUCUUUCAUUUUCCUUUUGAGAGUUUUCACUUGUAGGUUUUUGCAGUCGAUGAAUUAUGCAGGAGUUCCGAAAUGGGUAACAGCAAUUUUCAACACCAUUUUUUUUUUGGCACUUGCAUGUUUCAUCCAAGCGUAAAGAAGAAUGGACUGGAUCGUUUUUGCAUUGAUUGCCUUUCUUCUUUAUGUUCAAAUCGUGUUCCUGCUCAUGCUCACCACCAGCUGAUCAAGAUUCGAAGAUAUAUCUACAACGAUGUAGUGAAUCUUCAAGACUUGUUGGAAAAGAAUAUCGAAACAGAACCCGAGGAGUCGAGUCAAGGCCAACAGGCAACUCGUUUGAGAUACAGAGACUAGAGGAGCAGCUGACUGAGCUGCUGAGGUGUGAGGAGCUAUCAGCUUGAAGUCAUCGGGUAUAAUUUAUACCCUAAUUGUAAAUAUUUCCUUUGAUGUAUGUAUUGCAUAUAAAUGUAAGGACAUGUAAAUGGGUCUUGAGCAGCUUGUACAAAAUUUGUAUGAAGUUUGUAAUAAAGUUUAGUUUGUAUUUCUUUUGAUAUAAAUUUUAUAAUGAUGUAUAUAUAAAAUUUGUUUUGUCUCUAAUGAAA
Molecule: messenger RNA, 793 nt
Organism: Hevea brasiliensis (rubber tree)
Lineage: Eukaryota; Viridiplantae; Streptophyta; Magnoliopsida; Malpighiales; Euphorbiaceae
Product: protein RGF1 INDUCIBLE TRANSCRIPTION FACTOR 1-like
Exons: 3
Coding region: 267-545 (92 amino acids)
Source: RefSeq, a predicted model, not a curated record